This is a messenger RNA of Knipowitschia caucasica, 1938 nucleotides long. NCBI's taxonomy places the organism in Eukaryota, Metazoa, Chordata, Actinopteri, Gobiiformes, Gobiidae. The record is from the annotation of a GenBank genome assembly.
AUGGCACAGAAAGAGUUACAAGAAGAGAAAAACAUGUUGGCCGACACUGUUGAAGACUUGAGAAAAACUGUGGAACAAUGUGGGACUGAAUCAGAAAAGGACGAGAACAGUUUAUCUGCGCUGCAAGCAAAGAAAACUGUUCUUACUGUGGAAAACCAGCAACUUAAAUGCAAGCCUACAGAACAUAAUUAUGAUCUUCAGGACAGCAAUCAACCAGACAGCCUCACCUCAAACUCAUCCUUCCACUCAACCCAGGACGAGCUGGAGCUGCCUGUGUCGCAAACAGACAAAGUGACUGAAGAGGAGGAACCUGAGAGGGGGAAAGCAAGGAGAAAAGAGGAGAUACACUCGCUCCACCAGGCUUUUGAGAGUGUGCGGGUAAAACUAAUAGAAACCAGAGAAGAGAGACGCUCCCUCCAGGUCCAACGCCAGCCCGAGUGCCUGCGGGAGUACAAUGUGGAGGUGAGAGAGAAGGAACGUGAGGCUGAGCUCAUGGACAGUCUGGCUGAGCUUCAGGCCAAACUUUCAGACACACAAGAGAGAUUCCACCAGGCCCUGGAGGAGGUGGAGGAGCUGAGGGUGCAGAUAGGAUUAGGAGACAAUAAUGAGAGACAGGAACAACAGGCAAGAGCACUAAUGCUUGAACAUGAAGUUAAACAACUCAGAGCUCAGCUCUUGCAGUCGGAAAGCCAAAAUAGGAACUUUCUCCUUCAAAUUAAACAUCUGGAGCAGGCUUUAAGGAGAGCUGAGGUAAAGCACAAGGAAAAUGAACUCCAGAGCAUUCAACAUGAAGAGGCCCAAGAGGAGAUAAAAAUGCUUCAAGCGGCUCUAAGGGGAACAGUUUCAGUGGAAGCUGCUGCUAAAGACUUUAAAGACAUGAAGGGGGAGUUGAGCGAAGUGAUCUCUGGACUUCAGAGGCGCCUGCUGGAGCUCUCACACUCGUACAGUGACACAAAGAGCCAGCUUAGCGCUGCACAAAAAGAACUAUCGGUAAGCAGUGCCUCUACCUCUCCAACUUCAGAACAGCAGCAGGAACAGUCUGAAGCCCUCAAACGAGUGGAGGAGAUAAAAGCAUGUCUUCUGGAGACAGAGAGCAAGUACUUUGCUGCUCAACAGGAGAUCUCACAGCUCCAGCAGGAGGCUGAAAAACAGCUGGAUAAUUCAGUGACUCUCACAGACCACACACAGGUUGUGGCUGCUCUGGGAAAUGCCAUUAAAGAUCUGGAGAAAGAACUGGAGUCGGUUAAAGAGCAGUUACAGCUGAAGACAUCGCAACUGGAUGCUCUUCAAAAUGGAUUUUCCACCAAUAAAUCUUUAGAUGACUCAGUGCUUCUUCUAGAACGUGACAUGUUGAAAGACCAGCUGAAGGGUGAGGUGAGCCACCUCACAGAAAUCCUCCAAGGGGCACUCCGGAAGCAGGAUGAGAUGGCCCUUGAGGCUGCAGAUGCAUGGCAGCAGGCUCGCAAUUACCGUGCUGAAGGAGAGGCCCUGCAGGAGCUGAUGAUGUCGAGGGAAAAGGACAACCAGAGUCUCAGCAAUCGACUGGCUGAGUCUCAGGACGCCGUUCAUCAACUGAAGCAGCUGGUGGAAAACCAUGUAGCCUCAGAGCGAGAGAAGAACAAACGGAUCGAUGAUCUAUCCAGAGAGGUCUGUAAGCUGAAGGAUGCCUUAAACAGCUUGUCACAGCUCUCGUACAACUCCAGCUCUCCCUCUAAAAGACAGCAACAAAACCAGCAGCAGGAGACAAUGCAGCAGCAAAUCAAACAGCUUCAGUAUCAGCUGGCAGAUUCAAAGAAGCAGCACCAAGAAAUUGUUUCUGUUUACAGAAUGCACCUGCUCUAUGCUGCCCAGGGUCAGAUGGAUGAAGAUGUCCAGAAAGCCUUGAAGCAGAUUCUCAUUAUGUGUAAGAUGCCGAGCCAAGUCAAGAAGGCCUGCUGA